CGCUGGUCUCCGUUCCGCGCUGAAUGGUGCGCACUUAUUAGAAAGCCUGCUCCGAAUGGUGAGCGUUAUUUAGAACUCUAAGUCUCGACCGCGAGGGAGAAAAAGUAGAGAAAUGAGUCUGUUCAAGAGCAAGCGAGGUCGCCGUAACAUCAGGAAGAAGGCGGUGGAGCUGGAAGAGGAAGGGGUGGAGGGAGAGAAGGAAGGGACCGAGGCUACCGACGUUCUAGCUACAAAUGGAGAGACUCGACCUCCGCCAAGCCAAACUAACAUCUCAACAGCGCCGACAAAAAAGAAGGAGGCGAGGUCUCUGCUGAGUUUCGAGGAUGAGCUGGCGGACGAGGGUCCAGAGUUCAGGGUGAAGAAGACAACUCUGUCACGGAGAGCUGCCAAGAUGGCGGGGAAAGAUAGGAAAGAGAAAAAACACAAGAAAAAGAGAGAGACACUGGAUGAGGUGAUGGAGGGAGGUGGGAGUGGGGAUGAGAGUGAGGAGGAGGAGGAGGAGGGGACUGGACCACUGGUGUCUCUCUCUCAGCAACUGAAAGAAGGAUGUUUCAUCCCUAAUGCAGAGUUCAUCCACCGAGCGAGGAGGGAAAGAGAGGAGAGACGGCAGAUGGGAGACGGCGGGGGAGGGGGUGGGGCUCCGGGCUUUAUGGCUCUCUCCACUUCCAAGAAGAAGGUCCCCGUGGCAAAGGGGAAGUCCCGGCUCGUUAGGGAAGAUGACAAUGAUAAGAGUGAUGAGUCAGGAGGGGAAGAUGGAGGAAGAAGAAGAAUGGAUGCAGGGUCACAUGACAUGGCGGCUGUAAAACAAUUCCAGGUGCUGCAAGGACUGGAGGAGAUGGGAUCGGACGAAGACGAAGAGACGAAACGGUGGGAAGAGGAGCAGAUUCUGAAGGGAGUGAAGGCGAGUGCACCGGACCAGCUGACCCCGGUCAAUCCUGGGUCGUCUCACCUCUCGAUGCUGGACCAGUCAUUUCUGAUGGGGACUGGAGGGUACGGCGACCUGGGGGCUUCCUACAUGACUCCAUCCUACGUACAGGCCGUGCAGGCAUAUGCCGGAAUCACCCCUCAGGGUGUGGCCUCCGAGACUCCGCCCACUGGGGGAAGCGGUGAGGUGAAGACGACAAAAAACUCGUUCCGAAUCCCCGAAAAACUGGUUCCGAUCACAUUGGAGAGUCUGAAGUCGCGACUGUCGAAUCGGUUGUGUGACCUGCAGGACAGCGUUUCAGGACACCGCGAGAGACUGGGGCAGAUCAUAGCGGACUUGGAGGGGUCUAGGGAGGAAGUGGGCGUGGCCGAGAGCCGGCGAGGGGACCUGGGAGUGAGGUACCAGUUCUAUCAGGAGAUGAGGGGUUACCUCCGGGACUUGCUCUCCUGUCUUGGGGAGAAGGAGCCCCAGAUCUCCAGUUUGGAGAGAGCGGUGAGGAAGGUGAGGAAAGAGAGAGCUGACCUCCUGUUGGAGAGGAGGAGGCAAGACAUCACUGAUCAGGACAGAGAGUGCGCCCAAACCAACUCCGUUGUCCAGGUACCAGGGUCUCAGGAGGUGGUUGCCAGGCAACGAAGGGCGGUAGAGAGGGAUGGGAGGAGAAGGAGGAGGAGGGAGAGGAGGGAGAGGGGGGUGGGGAGGGAGAAGGGGGAGCACAGACAAGGCAUGUCUACCGACGAUGAGCUACUGGAAAUGAAUCGACUGAAAUUUGAAAAAAACAUGACUAAGGCACUGGCAGGAGCUGAGUCGGUGUUUGGGGAGGUGGUGGAGGACUUCUCCCAGGUGGUCCACAUCAAGACGAGGCUAGAGGAGUGGAAAUUUGGGUUCCCAGACUCUUAUUCCCAGGCCCACGUCCCCCUGUACCUGCCCCAGCUCCUCGCUCCGUUCGCCAGGCUGGAGCUCCUACAGUGGAACCCUCUGGAGGACGAGUGUCCUGAUUUCGAAGCCAUGCAGUGGUUCGAGGUGCUGAUGUUCUAUGGCUUCAGAGAGGGGGAGGAGCCUGACCUUUCUGACCCCGACACUCGCCUUCUUCCCGAGCUAGUGGACCGAGUCAUUGUCACCAAACUCACCAUUCUGGUCCAGAGUGUGUGGGACCCACUCUCGUCCGGCCAGACUCGAAAACUGACCUCCCUCCUCCGCCAGCUGGCCUCCGACUACCCCACCGUCUCCAGCGAGCAUCGCAACACGCAGUCCCUCUUCUCGUCCGUCCUGUCUCGCCUGCGAAGAGCCACCCAGGACGACGUGUUUAUCCCUCUCUACACCAGGGCCCAGAUCGAGAACUCUCUCUCACCUCACGCAGUCUUCUACAGCCAGCAGUUCUGGAGCUGUGUCAAGUUGCUAGGCAACAUAACAGAGUGGGAGGGGCUUGUUUCUCCGGACGCUCUGCAGGAACUGGUGCUAGACGGUCUUCUGAACAAGUACCUGGUACUGUCACUCCAGACCUGUCCCUGUUCCAAUCUCAGUGUCAUCAAGACAGGGGCGGUGAGAUCUCACUCUCAAUUACACAUGUACCUUGUCUUCCCCCUGUCUCUCCACCAGAUCAUAUCUCGCCUGCCAGUCACGUGGCUGGCAGAUGGGUGCCACGGUAACCAGACCUCUCCAGGGGGUGGUCAUCUACCUCACUCACCUGGCUCAGGAGCUGCUGCGGGGCUCCAUAGGCCACCCCGACCACCUCAGACUCAAGACCAGGGCUCUGGUGAAGGAGAUAUCAGGGCAGCUGGCAAGACUAGGAGCCACUUCAGAAUCGCAGUCUCUCUGUCUCUAGCACAACCACCUCCCUCUCCCCUCUCUCCUUCACGACGACACAAUUCACCUCUUCCAUCUCUACAACGACACUGUCUUUAUACACGAUCGCCUUUUCUCUCUCUUCAUUUGUUGUAAGAUUCAAUAAUGCACUUUUCAAGGUCAUUUUCAAAGGCU
Geodia barretti is the source of this 2902-nucleotide messenger RNA. NCBI's taxonomy places the organism in Eukaryota, Metazoa, Porifera, Demospongiae, Tetractinellida, Geodiidae. The record is from the annotation of a GenBank genome assembly.